Molecule: messenger RNA, 1725 nt
Organism: Blepharisma stoltei
Lineage: Eukaryota; Ciliophora; Heterotrichea; Heterotrichida; Blepharismidae
Source: the annotation of a GenBank genome assembly
AUGGAAUUCAAAUUUGACUUAAAUUCUGUCCUACGCCCUGAUUCUCGUGGGAUUGCUAUUUUAGCACCAAACUCGCAAUAUCGGCCUAGCAGAGAGUUAUGUUUUAUUAUUGAUGAGCUAGGAAAAUUAAGCGCAACCGCACAAGGACUGAGAGCGAUUAUUACAACUUCAACGAAAUUUUUUGGCUCUAACGAUAAUAAAUUGUACUUCAAAACUGAAGGAAAUCGAGUAAAAUGCAUUAUAAUAAUAGGUUACUAUAAAUUAAGGGCUAUUUCUUAUUUUUUAUUAAAAAAUAUGAUCUAUUCUUACAGCACGUCAGGAAAAUAUUGAUUAUGGUUUAUUAAAUAAAUUAAAUUGCUAAACUGGACAUAAGUGGGCAACCCAAUAGCCUCUUCUCCGUCUCAAAUCCAAAGGCAGCAGCCUCCAUAGCCUCUGAGUUCAAAUUAGGAAAAUAGAAGGACGCCAUUUUGGAUUUCCGGCAUGACUCAUCUGUCCGGGGGAUCAGCGACCUUGGGUAGAGCCACUGUCUGUAGAGUGCCGUGAUGGUCUCGACAGAAAAGGACCAUGUUAUCGGCAGAACCUGUCUAGCCUAUCUGGCAGGAAACCUUCGGGGAGAAACAAAACGCCUUGCUUCGCCAGCUUCCAACUGAGAUUGCCUAAUUCACUUACGAGGGUAUCUUUCGUCACCUAUCACGCCAGUCCAUCUUUCAUCAAAGGUGUCGCCUAGGAGUCCUAUUUCCAUCAACAUCACCAUUUUAUUUCUAUAUGAUUUAUUAGGGAUGCUAAAAACUGGGUAUAGGAAAUUAUUCUAUACAAAUGAAAUUGGGAAAAUCACUGAGCUUACCCCGCUUUGUCUGUUAGAUUUUUAUGUUCAUGAGUCCGUACAAAGAAGCGGAUAUGGAAAAGAACUCUAUGAGAGGAUGAUUUAUGAGGAAAAUUCUCAACCAAAUAAAAUAGCAAUUGACAGACCCUCCCCUAAGCUGCUCAGCUUCAUGAGAAAACAUUAUGGACUAAGCGAAUUUGUCCCUCAAAACAAUAAUUUCACUAUAUAUAACUCCCCCCCCCCCCUCCGUGAGCGAACAAAAAAAUUUUGUUCACUCACGGAGGGGGUUUAAUUUUUUUUUUUAAAAACAAUUUAUAUAUAAAUUUUUAUAAAAAAAUAUUUUUUUCGAAUUUUAAAAAAAUCCUAAUUUGCAAAAAUUGGGAAGCAAAUACUAAUUUAAUUUGCAAAAUUUAUGUUUUAAAACGCAAUUUGUUUAAAAUUAAACAGAAUUAGCUCUAGAUUUCAUUAUACUAAUUAUCACUUAUAUAGCAAAAAUUUUUUUCUAUUAAAAAUUUUUUCUAUUAAAAAUAUUUUUGUUCACUCACGGAGGUGGGGUUUUUUGGUCAAAAAAUGGCGAUUUUUUCUAAUGUUUUUGUUCGCUCACGGAGGGGGGGGGGAGUAAGAGAUAUUUUAAUGGAGGAUUCCAAGAAAGUGAUGGAAAUAGAAGAAAAACACCUAUAAGUAGGAACCGAGAGCCAGACCUAAGCUAUGGGGAGCCAGUUGUAAAUAAUUUGUCAAGAGAAAGGAAACUUCAAGAGCAGUUUGGGGCUGGGAAUAUUUUCAAUGAUAGCACUGAAAUUAGAAGAGGAAGCAAUUAUCAGCCAAGAGCUCCUUUUGCAACUGAAGUUCCUUUAAGGAAAAAAGUAACGACAUCGGCUGCUUCAUAUGGCUCUUACAUAUAA